Molecule: messenger RNA, 318 nt
Organism: Lentinula edodes (shiitake mushroom)
Lineage: Eukaryota; Fungi; Basidiomycota; Agaricomycetes; Agaricales; Omphalotaceae
Product: ClpP/crotonase-like domain-containing protein
Exons: 1
Molecular function (GO): acetyl-CoA carboxylase activity
Source: RefSeq, a predicted model, not a curated record
AUAGGCUGGAUAUUCACUAUGCGUACUCCAGAAUUCCCUCAAGGUCGCAGAGUUGUAGUCGUAGCAAACGACAUCACCUACAAAAUUGGAUCAUUCGGUCCCAUGGAAGACCAAUUCUUCUAUCUUGUCACUCAGUAUGCGAGGGAGUUAGGCCUUCCUCGAAUCUACCUGUCAGCGAAUUCUGGAGCUUGUAUUGGUCUGGCUGAAGAGCUCAUACCCUUAUUCUCGGCUGCUUGGAACGAAGAAGGGCAUCCGGAGAAGGGAGUCCAUUACCUAUACUUGACGCACGAGAAUUACUUGAAGUUAGAGGGGCAAGGC